Messenger RNA from Atta colombica, 1627 nucleotides. RefSeq names its product NADH dehydrogenase [ubiquinone] flavoprotein 1, mitochondrial (gene ND-51). The record is from RefSeq and is a predicted model, not a curated record. The transcript has 6 exons. Bases 24 to 1433 code for a protein of 469 amino acids. Lineage: Eukaryota; Metazoa; Arthropoda; Insecta; Hymenoptera; Formicidae. Gene Ontology annotation, biological process: mitochondrial electron transport, NADH to ubiquinone. Gene Ontology annotation, molecular function: FMN binding; NAD binding; 4 iron, 4 sulfur cluster binding.
AUCCGAGAUCCGAGUUCCGCAAAAUGGCGGGUGCCAUAGUGCGUUGUUUUCAGAUUCCGAGGAGACAAUUGGGUCUCCUCGGAUCGAGUUUGAGCAGUCAGCAACAGAGAACACUCGCCGAUGCUCCGGAAGGAAAGAAACAAGGAGGUCCCCUGGCUGAUGAGGACCGUAUCUUUACGAAUCUGUAUGGCAGACAUGACUGGCGGUUGAAGGGUGCCAUGAGUCGUGGCGAUUGGUAUAAAACCAAGGAAAUAAUAGAUAAGGGCGCCGAUUGGAUCAUCAAUGAGAUUAAAAUUUCCGGUCUGAGAGGCCGUGGUGGAGCCGGCUUUCCCUCUGGGAUGAAAUGGUCUUUUAUGAACAAACCAUCUGAUGGUCGGCCCAAGUACCUGGUGAUCAAUGGCGACGAGGGCGAGCCAGGGACGUGCAAGGAUCGUGAAAUACUACGCCAUGAUCCACACAAACUUGUGGAAGGUUGCCUAAUCGCUGGUCGCGCUAUGGGAGCUUGCGCCGCUUACAUCUACAUACGCGGUGAAUUUUACAAUGAAGCGUCCAACAUGCAAGUUGCUAUAGCAGAGGCUUAUCAGGCCGGUUUAAUCGGAAAGAACGCUUGCAACUCUGGCUACAAUUUCGACAUCUUUGUGCAACGAGGAGCAGGUGCAUAUAUCUGUGGUGAGGAGACCGCUCUUAUAGAAUCUAUGGAGGGGAAACAGGGAAAACCGAGACUAAAACCACCAUUCCCAGCUGACGUUGGCGUGUUUGGAUGUCCCACAACCGUCACUAACGUUGAAACCGUAGCAGUGGCACCUACAAUCUGUCGCCGAGGUGGAGCAUGGUUUGCCUCAUUUGGACGUCCACGCAAUCAUGGAACCAAGCUCUAUAACAUUUCUGGGCAUGUGAACAAUCCAUGUACCGUCGAAGAAGAAAUGUCCAUUCCUCUGAAAGAACUGAUCGAGAGGCACGCGGGAGGUGUAAUUGGAGGAUGGGAUAAUUUGUUAGGUGUUAUUCCUGGUGGUUCUUCAACUCCCGUCAUUCCUAAGAGCGCGUGUGACACCGUUUUGCUGGACUUUGAUGAUCUCAUCAGAGUACAGAGUUCGUUCGGCACAGCCGCAGUAAUCGUAAUGAAUAAACAGACGGACAUAAUCAAGGCCAUCACUCGUUUGAUAAGUUUCUAUAAACACGAAUCCUGCGGUCAGUGUACGCCUUGUCGCGAGGGUAUCAGUUGGAUGUAUAAAAUACUAAAAAGAUUUGUAGAAGGUAACGCCGAGGUACACGAGAUAGACAUGCUAUGGGAGCUUACGAAACAAAUAGAACUGCACACGAUAUGCGCUUUAGCGGACGGUGCUGCGUGGCCUGUACAAGGUUUGAUCAGGCAUUUUAGGCCGGAAAUCGAAGCACGUAUGAACGAACAGAAAAGAGCGACAUUGAAAAGUUGAGAUAAAACUGGAAAUUAGAGAGAAUAUAACGGGACGAGAUAUAUAGAACAAUCCCUGUAAAAUUUUAUAUUUAUUUUCAGUGUAUAUAAAUGAAUAUAAACGCGAUAGUCACAAUUCCUCUGUAAUAAUGUUUUUUCGAACCCGGACAUCCAUCCUGGAAGUUCGAAUAAUAAAGGAAAGAAAAACUUUAUAAA